AUGAAGCUAUGCAUAGUUAUCUUCCCCAUUCUCUUUUCCCUACUUGUUACCUUAAACAUUUCGUGGGCUAAUGCUGACCCUAGUAAUACAGGGGCGACUAUGACAAUUAACAGCUUUGAGAAGGGUGGGAGUGGCGGAGGGCCAUCUGAAUGUGAUGGCAAGUACCACUCAGAUAGCACACCAAUUGUUGCACUAUCCACUCCAUGGUACAAUCAUGGAAAAAGGUGCUUUAAAUCUAUCAAUAUAUAUUACAAAGAUAGAAGUGUACAAGCUACAGUGGUGGACGAGUGUGACACCUCUAGGGGUUGUGCUAAUGAUAUAGUCGACGCAUCUGUAGCAGUUUGGAAUGCUCUUGCAGUGUCUAAAAGUGAAUGGGGUGAAACCAAAGUUACAUGGUCUGAUGCGUGA
This is a messenger RNA of Lactuca virosa, 408 nucleotides long. The record is from the annotation of a GenBank genome assembly. NCBI's taxonomy places the organism in Eukaryota, Viridiplantae, Streptophyta, Magnoliopsida, Asterales, Asteraceae.